AUGGCUUCGACUUCGGCAGCGCAGCCAUCAUCUGCUGCAGCAGCGGGUGUACACUUUCCUCCAGAGAGUCACAGAUGCGCACCCAAUCAGAAAUUUAAGAUGAAUGUCAUCCUGCGCUCUUCUGUUGACAUUGACACUCCUAAUCCUAGCAUUACUGAGAUCAGACAAAACACUCGCCAACAAUUAAUAACGAAUAUUGUGGAUAGUACUAAAUUGAUGUUCGUGUCAAGUUCAGGUCAAGAAUUGGAUGACUAUCUGUCAUUACGUUCUAAUCUUAAUAAGGAGAUUAAGAUACUCUUGGAACCCUCUGCCAUGGGCAUGGCGUCAGCCCCUAUGCCGCCAUCCACGUCAGCCCCCCCACAGACAUCUGCGUCGGCAGCAGGGGGUGAAAGUAGCAGGGUGAAUUCCUCGAUGAGACACACUGUCGGAUCUAAAAGGGCUGCACCAGAUCCAGCAUUAAGAUCAGCUCCUGAUGAUGAACAUACUGAAAGUGACGCGUCAGCUUCCUUGCCAUCUACGUCGUCAUCUUCCGAGUAUGUACUGUCGCCAUCUGCUUCCUCAUCCUCUUCUGAGUAUGUACUGUCGUCACCAGCUAUUGAAGGGUCAGCACCUGCAACUAGAUAUUCUCUGCGUCCUCGGUGCUGA
Prunus avium (sweet cherry) is the source of this 645-nucleotide messenger RNA. NCBI's taxonomy places the organism in Eukaryota, Viridiplantae, Streptophyta, Magnoliopsida, Rosales, Rosaceae. The record is from RefSeq and is a predicted model, not a curated record.